Molecule: messenger RNA, 5802 nt
Organism: Talpa occidentalis (Iberian mole)
Lineage: Eukaryota; Metazoa; Chordata; Mammalia; Eulipotyphla; Talpidae
Product: netrin-5
Exons: 8
Coding region: 1101-2417 (438 amino acids)
Biological process (GO): regulation of transcription by RNA polymerase II
Cellular component (GO): nucleus
Molecular function (GO): protein binding; transcription coregulator activity
Source: RefSeq, a predicted model, not a curated record
UCCUCCCAGCGCUCCCAAAUCAUUCGCUCCAAAUUCCGAUCUGGUGAGAGACUUCUCUGCUUGUAGGGAAGGGAUACUUGGGGUCCUGGGAUACUCUAAUUUGCAGAGCAUGCAUGGAGGGAUACGGUGGCAGGGGGAGGCAUGUGUGGAGGGGUAUGGUCGCUGUGGGAGGCAUGUGUUUCUAGACAAAAGGUCACUGGUGCAUAAAGGUGGCCCCAGCGAAGGGGGCGAGUUGUGUGUGAGGAGUGGAUGGCGAGGGGCAGGUGUGCAGAGGGUCAGACACUGCAGAAGAACAGGGGUUUAAGUGGACAGAUGUGCAAAGUGGAGAAGCACCCAGAGCAGGGACUUGGCAUUGACCAGUGUGGGGGUGUGCAUGAGGGGACCACAAAGCCUUUCAAGCAUCCAAGGUUUUAUUUUAGGUCUCAAUGCAGGUAGAAAAAGUGUGUCAGUAGAUAGAAAUGGAGGUCAAUUCCCGAAGAAGCAAAGGGUCCUUGACUGCGUAAAUGAGCGUGCUUACAUGGUUGGGGGUGCACAGACACCAGUCACCCUGGAGCAAAGAGUGUGCAUGCAUUCAAAGAGCGGAAGUACAUACAGAGAGAGCCUUGCUUCACAGCUAGGGGCCAAAUCCUGAGUGUGCAAAUGAGUGUGUUAAUGUGGCAGGGUGGGUGGAAAGAGAGUGAGCCAAGGGUGAACCCUAUUGAGGGCACAAGUGCACGAAAGUAGCACACAGGCAAAACUAGAGCUAGAGACUUGAAUAUGUAAAAGGUGGGAGUGCAGGAGGCAAUUACUACGGGGAGGCCCAGAGGUAGCACAAAAGGGAGUAAGUGGGUGCUAAGCGGGGUGCCCAGAUAAAGAGAGACAAGGUUUAAAUGGGCCAGGCUGCCAAGAUGGCGAUUGUGCAGAGUGGGGUGGGCACAGGCUGGUGCAGGGGGCAGGUGGUGCUGGGGGCAGGGCUGCCUCCUGCCUGAAGACUGGCUGGCUUCUAGCCCCAGAACAUCUCUGGCCCUGGCGUAGUGCUGGCAGGAGCAGCUGGGAGGCCCGGGAAAGGGAGUGGGCUGCCUGCCCACUGCCUGCUCUGGGUGUGUAAGGGGGCUGGGCACAUGUGUCCCGCCAACAACUGCAGCUCACUACGCCUGCCAGGCCAGGCUCCUGGACACUCCCUUCCCGCCUUCUCCUCCCACUUCUCUCAUCCCUCCACAGUCCUCCAGCUUCGGAUCCACAGAAGGUAUCAGGACCCUAGCCUCUCAGGGUCCUUCAGCUCCUCUCCAGCCUCAAAUCCAGAUCCAUGGAUCUCAGCCUCAGGCCCGGCUCUGGCCCCAGCUCCGGCCUCGUCCUCGGGCCCUGCCCCUUUCCUCUUCAGCCCUGGGGUCCUGCUCCCUGAGCCAGAAUACUGCCCUUGGAAGUCCCUGAAGAAGGAGUCUCCCAAGAACUCCCGACAUUGGAGGGAGCCCACGCUUGAGGGAAACUUGACAUACCACCAGUACAUGCCCCCAGAGACAAGACAAGGGCCCAGAGCAGAGUCCCAGGCCCAAGGAUCAGCCCUGGGCCCCCCCGGGCAACCUCUGUGGGAAGGGGCAAAGUCACAGCACCCGCGUCCUAGGAUGAAGCCCACUCCCCUCACGCCCUCCCCACCAGGCGUCCCCAGCCCCUCGCCCCCUCCACACAAGCUGGAACUUCAGACCCUUAAACUGGAGGAGCUGACGGUCUCAGAGCUCCGGCAGCAGCUGCGCCUGCGGGGCCUCCCGGUGUCGGGGACCAAGUCGAUGCUCCUGGAGCGCAUGCGCGGCGGCGUCCCGCCCCGCGAGCGGCCGAAGUCGCGGCGUGAGGGCAGUCCUGCGGGUGGUCCUUGGCCGCGACUCAGGCCCAAGGCCCUGGGAGCCGCCCGACGGCAGGGUUCGCGCAAGCCGAGUCCAGCAUCUCGCUCGCCGCCUCGUCCACGUGCCGCGGAAGCCCUAGCGUCAGCUCCAGGCCGGGUUCCGGCCGAGGCUGCGACUCCAGCGCCAUCGCUGGCCCCUUCCUCAGCACCAGCCGCUGUGGGCCUGACUCUGGAGGAGGAGCUGCAGGAGGCGAUCCGCAGGGCGCAGUUGCUUCCGAACCGAAGCAUCGACGACAUCCUGGAGGUGGAGCCAGACGACCCACUGCCCCCCAUCCCUCUGGACUUCCCUGGCCCCUUCGACGUGCUGUCUCCCUCGCAGGAUUCUGAAGGCCUCUCAUCUGUCUUCUCGUCCUCGCUCCCCUCCCCCUCGAACUCUCCGUGCCCCUCUCCCAGGGCCCCCACUGACUCCUUGGACUGGCUGGAGGCUCUGAGUGGAGGUCCCCCGCUGGACUGUGGCCCCCCAGGUCCCAGUAUCUUCUCUGCUGACUUAUCUGACUCUAGUAGCACUAGGCUGUGGGACCUGCUGGAGGAUCCGUGGUGAUGGAUUUCUGGGGUUUCCAGGGACUGAGAACUGGUGGGGGUGGAGGCCACAUAAAGAGGCUCCCUGAGGGGUGGGGUGGAAUGACCAGCAGAUCCCCUCCCACCAGAGUCAGCGAGUACCCUCAUCCCCACUUGGCCCCUGAACUGCUGCUGACAGGCCACUUGCUUUGCCUGCCUGAUCUCCAUGGGACUCCCUCCAUUUUGUGUGGGUGGGGGCAGGGAGGUCUCAUUUGCUGCUGACCUGAGCAAACAAGCUGCUUGCUGCUUCCUUCAGAGUCCUUGCAGAUGUUUUUGUUCCCACCUUCAUCCCCCCACCCCACUGACCGUUGCCUAUUGCUUGGGAAUCUGGAAAGUGGUCUAUCUGUUUUGGAUUCAGAAGAGGGGCUUGGAAGAGUGGGAGGGAGAAUAGGGAGCCAGACAACUGGCUUCCGGUCCAAGGUCAGUUUCUCUUGGAAGCAAAGGCUGAGGCAAAAUUCAUGUGCCCACGAUUUAGUACAGAAAAGAAAUGCUCCUAGGAGAGACCGAUAAGGCAGUGGAGGGAACAGGACAGUGAAGAGGAGGAUGGAUAAGAGUGUAAUGUUGGGUGAAGUCCCAGCAUCCUGAUGGGUGCUCUGGAGGAUCAAGUUGCACCAGGAGGUAAAGGAGGAUCCCUGUUUGGGCUUAUUAUUGCUGAAUGACAAGCUGUCCUAAAAUUUGGAAUCUUCAAACAAUAACCACUACCACUCACAAUUCCUUGGGUUGUCUGUGCUCAGCAAGCAGUUCUCCAGCUCCUGUGAUAUCAGUUAGGACUGAGGUCAUCUGGGGACCCUGCUGAGCUAGAACAACGCGGCCCAAUGUGUCUGGUCCCUGAGUUGGGGCCCACAGUAGCCUGGGCCCAAAUGGGCCAGUCUAGUUUUCUCUUUCUCAGUGCUCUCUCUCCGUGUGGUCUCUCCCACAGGGCAGCUGGUAGCUCAGGGCUCCCAAAGUGAGCAUUCCCAGGGCAGAAAGCAGAAAUGGCCAGUCUCUUAAAGACUAAGCUUGGAACUGGCACAGUCUCAUUUCUACCUCAUUCUCUUGGUGAAUCAAGUCAGGCCAGCCCACGUUAAAUAUGGAGGUACACAGAGGUGUGAAUAUCAGGGGCAUGGUCACUGGGGCCAUAUUUGGAGACUUGCCACUACACCCCUCCAGUCUGUCAUGGGCCAGGAGUCACAGUGGGGAUGGGACACUUUGGGCCCAAGGAAGAAGGUCACAAAAUAAAGCAAAGGGUUUUUUAAAAUGUAGGUUUCUUUAUAACUCAGGUAUGGUGAGACCAACAGAUUAGGAGUCAACUGCCAUUAAAAAGACAGCUUGUUAUACUCACAGAUCCCAAGAGGGCGUAAGCACACCACCCAGGCGGGCCAUACGGGGAAGCAUCAGGGUCAGUCACGAGGCCAAGGAGAGAGGGGAACUGGGCAUUAGAGUUUUCGUUGUGGUUUCCACAGGAAGGAAUGGAGGAGGUGGGCUCAGCUGGCUUGGUACUGUCUAGUUUGAAUAAUUUCAGCAGGUUCUGAGACAUGGGGGCUGCUCCUAGUUGUCUGAGCCCUGGCCGCUGGGUGAUUAGGCAGAGGGAUAGUGGCCUGGAGUAUAAGCUCCACAGAGGAAGUGGUGGGGGUCUCUGGAUUGGACGGUUUUCAUGUGAAAGGCAUGCUCACAAGCGAGCCCUUUAGCAUCUGUAGGAAUUGGGAGGGACUAUUCCUCCAAAGUCAGCUAGACUCCAGCCAUCAAAGCACCAGGAAUAGAGAAAAUAAAAAGGCAUGACGCAUACACAGAGAACUCUGAAGUUGGGGCCUGGGUGCAGAGGACUGAUGAAAGGAAUCUGAGUGGAUCUGGGUAGGCCCCCAAGAAUGUCGAGGAAGAAAAGAAUAGCAGUUCAGGAAUAUAAAGCAGGACUUAGAGCCAGUGAUCGCCCCUUAACUUGUUGUCACGGUCCUCUUCUGUACCCACAGCUCAUUGUGAAUGAGAGUGUGUUAAGAUGGCCCGCAGCGGCGCCUAUGAGGUGUCCUGGUCCAUGAAUCACCAUUAUAGCUGCUGGUUAACAAUUCUGGUGCCUCUGUGUGUGCAAACUCUGGUGGACACGCAAGAGCCAGGAUGAGAAGGGAAAGUAGGGGACAAGUGGGCCAGACCGGAAGCCAAGACAAGCCUAUGCAAGGAUUUGUCAUCCUCUCUUCCCAGAUGAGAUCAUGGGAGGCGAGAGACAGGGAGUGAUAGGUUCGGUCUUCUGCAGAAAGGAGAUGUUGGAAUAAGGGCUGAACCCAAUGCAUCAGAGUCUACAGUCUGUGUCUUCAGAGUUGAAAAAACAAAGAAACUCAACCUCUGCUCUGGCGAAGGUCAUGCAUUUGCAGUGAGAGCGUCCCAGGGCAGAGUGAUGUGUAUUUUCAAGUGGUAAAAGAGAUUGGGAGGCCAUGACUUCUAGAAAGUCCCAGAAGCUGGAGGAAUGGGACAGAGUGGUCGGAGAGACAGAGAACCUACCUGCAAGGGCCUGCAGGUGUGAGUUUGGGGUACUGGAGCAAAAGUGAGUGGUGGGGCUGGUGAGGUGACCUCAGAACUGGGCUGCAGAAACUUCAAUGUCAGGCUGAAAACUGGUGGGAGAGGGGCACAGGAAACAGCAGGAAAGCUUGUGGUGGGACUUCCUCUGUCUCCAUUUACCUUCCAACCCUUCUACGCCCUUAGGACAGUUGUAUUGGAUACGUCGAAGAUCAAAAGUAUCCAGAGCACAUGGACCCAACUAGCUUUCUUUACUCUGUCUGCAAUUAAUUAAAAAAAAAUCUGAAGUAUGGAAAUGGUAACUAAAGUUAUAGAAGGUCCAAGAUUCAGAAUAAUAGCAGAUGCAACUACUGUGUUUGCUGGACAUCAAAUUCUACACUAGGGCCUCCUGGGUGGGGCAGGGGUUAAAGUUUCAGCUCUAUCAAACUACUGUUAGCCACUGCAGCCUGAGUUUGAUCCCCAGCCAGGGAGCCCACCCUGAUCCUUGGCUCUUUCAUGCAGGCGCACAAGACACCUGAUAGAUAAUCUAAUAUAGAACUGGUUUUAAAAUUUAUUUUUAUUAGUUUAUGCAUACAAGAACUGGGAUAUAGGCUAGAGGUGCUAGGGAUUUACCAGAGACAGAGUAGUGAGCAGAACAGGUAGAUCCACUGAAAUACACUGCUGAGGGGAGCAGCGGGCGAGACAGGAGAGGUCUGCUGUGCCAUCUGGGUCAGCUCCCUGGCUGGGGGAUUGAACUCAGGGAUCUAACUCAUGCUGCAGUGGCUGGUAAUAGUUUGUAGUACUGAGACUUUAACCCCUGUGCCACCAAUAAGUCUCAUUUAUCUGUUCUUAAAACCUCUAGUCCAGGGCCUCCCUGGUGGUGCAAGGAGUUAAGACGCAACCUA